Molecule: messenger RNA, 1343 nt
Organism: Arachis stenosperma
Lineage: Eukaryota; Viridiplantae; Streptophyta; Magnoliopsida; Fabales; Fabaceae
Product: RHOMBOID-like protein 12, mitochondrial
Exons: 8
Coding region: 91-1101 (336 amino acids)
Cellular component (GO): membrane
Molecular function (GO): serine-type endopeptidase activity
Source: RefSeq, a predicted model, not a curated record
UAGAUAUAGACAUACAGUCGAGACUCGAGAAUGCACAAGGAGACUUUUGCAGAGCACGUAGUUUCCUGUCUGUGAUCAAACCAUAACAAAAUGCAGAGCUUUCUUUGCAAAUUGGUCGGAAAUCACAGCCACCGCCACCACCACAACCUCUCCGGCACUCUCCACCGCAACAUAUUGCACUCUCUCUCAAAACCUCCUCUUUCUUCACAACCACAACAACAACUCGUACUUCAACUACGCAACCGCAUUCCCACUACCUCUUUCUUCGCUACUCUCCCACUUCACCAUUCUCACUCAUGCCGCUCCUUUCUUACCCAAAUUCGAGGGUUUCUCUCCAACCCGCUUCUUGCCUCCAAUUUCCGCAGAUUCUCCAACAGAAACCAGCUCCUCAAUUUCAGGUCCAAGCUCCCCACACCUCAAUUUCACCGCCGCAGCUUCGGCUUCAACCAAUCUCCUGAUCUUUACCGUGGCUGGAGAUCAUGGUUCAACAGGCUAACACCUAAUGAUAUGGUUCUAGGAUUGAUUAUAGCUAAUGUUGCUGUUUUUUUAUUAUGGAGGAUAGGAGAUAAAAAGUUUAUGAUAAAUAACUUUACUAUCUCCCUGGACAAUUUCAAGAGUGGACGUUUCCACACUUUGAUAACCAAUGCAUUCAGUCACAUAGAAUUUGGGCAUCUGUUUUCCAAUAUGAUUGGACUCUACUUCUUUGGAUUGAAUGUUGCAGGAAAUUUUGGCCCUGCAUAUUUGCUGAAGCUAUAUCUUACUGGGGCAGUUGGUGGUUCCAUUUUUUACUUGGUGCAUAAAGCCUAUAAGUCACAAACAUCAAAGGACUGGGGAUUUAUGAAGCAUUCAAGGGAUAUAGCAUUGGGGGCAAGUGCAGCUGUAAAUGCAAUUGUGCUGCUUGAUAUAUUCCUCUUUCCCAAAGCAACCAUUUACUUGAACUUCCUUAUACCAGUUCCUGCAAUCCUAUUGGGCGCACUCUAUAUCGGAAAAGAUAUGCUAAUCAUGUUCCAGGGAGACAGUUACGUAGCAGGAUCUGCACAUUUGGGGGGUGCUGUAGUUGCAGCCAUUGCUUGGGCAAGAAUUCGAAAAGGCAUAUUCUAAUUUUAUUAAAAGAACUUUUUUUCUCUCCUUAAUUGAUGUUGAUGUUGAUGUUGAUGUUAGGGGAAGUAAUGUUAUUAUUGUGCUAAUUGUGAGUUGCUAACUGGAGCAAGUGCAAGUGCCUCACAAGCAGCUUAUCGGUUAAAAAAUGUGUUGGUGCUUUUGCAUGAUAAUGAUAUACUUAAUAUUUUAGUCUCAUUAUAAUAUAAAAAUGAAAUGUAUUCAUUUAUUUGGAUACAACUAAA